UCCCUCCUACUUGCUUCUCUCUAAUGGACUUAGCUUUCACCAUCCAGGGGACUUCCGUCAACAUUGCCGUUGGAUCCCAGGUGUGGGUUGAUGAUGCAGAGCUAGCCUGGGUUGAUGGAGAAGUCAAGGCCCUCAAUGACAGAGAAGCCACCAUUACCACCUCCCAUGGCAACACUGUGGUUACAGAUGUCUCAAACAUAUAUCCAAAAGACACGGAGGCACCACCAGCCGGGGUCGAUGACAUGACUAAAUUAGCUUACCUCCAUGAACCAGGAGUCCUCCACAACCUUGCAUGCAGAUUCGCACUCAAUGAGAUCUAUACAUAUACGGGCAAUAUCCUAAUAGCAGUGAACCCUUUCCGGAGACUGCCACACUUGUAUGACAUUCAGAUGAUGCAACAAUACAAGGGAGCACCCUUCGGAGAGCUAAGUCCCCAUCUUUUUGCAGUCGCCGACACUUCUUAUAGGGCAAUGAUAUAUGAGCAGCAAAGCCAAUCCAUUUUAGUUAGCGGAGAGAGUGGAGCUGGAAAAACUGAGACAACCAAAAUGCUUAUGAGGUACCUGGCCUUCAUGGGAGGUAGAUCCAACUCCGAAAGAAGAACAGUGGAACAACAGGUUUUGGAGUCCAAUCCAGUCUUGGAAGCAUUUGGGAAUGCCAAAACAGUUAAAAACAACAAUUCCAGUCGGUUUGGUAAAUUUGUCGAAAUUCAGUUUGAUAAGCAUGGCAAGAUCUCGGGUGCUGCAAUUCGUACAUAUCUUCUAGAAAGAUCGCGGGUUUGCCAAGUAUCAGAUCCAGAAAGAAACUACCAUUGUUUCUACAUGUUAUGUGCAGCACCAACGGAGGAUCUAGUGAAAUUUAAGCUGGGAGAUCCGAGAACAUUCCAUUACCUAAAUCAGUCGAAUUCUUAUGAAGUGGCAAAUGUGGAUGACGCAAGAGAGUACUUGGAGACAAGAAAUGCUAUGGAUAUUGUAGGGAUCAGCCAGGAUGAACAGGAUGCCAUAUUUCGAGUAGUAGCUGCAAUUCUCCAUCUCGGAAAUGUUAAUUUCACAAAGGGAAAAGAAGUAGACUCCUCCAGACUGAAAGAUGAGAAAUCAUCAUAUCAUCUUCGAACAGCAGCAGAGCUACUAAUGUGCAAUGAGAAGGCCUUAGAGGACUCCCUCUGCAAGCGUGUCAUAGUAACUCCAGAUGGAAACAUUACGAAACCACUUGAUCCCGAGUUAGCUACCUUAAGUCGCGAUGCGUUGGCAAAGACAGUGUACUCCAGACUAUUCGAUUGGAUUGUGGAUAAGAUAAACGUGUCGAUUGGUCAAGAUCCAAAAGCAGCUAACUUGAUAGGAGUCCUUGAUAUUUAUGGCUUUGAGAGCUUCAAAAUCAACAGUUUUGAGCAGCUAUGUAUCAACUUAACAAAUGAGAAGUUGCAACAGCAUUUCAACCAGCAUGUAUUCAAGAUGGAACAAGAAGAAUACACGAGAGAGGAGAUCGACUGGAGUUAUGUGGAGUUUGUUGACAACCAGGAUGUGCUAGAUCUCUUAGAGAAGAAACCUGGGGGUAUAAUUGCACUUCUUGAUGAAGCCUGCAUGUUCCCCAAAGCGACCCACGAGACAUUUGCACAGAAAAUGUAUCAGACUUACAAAGGCAACAAGCGUUUCAGCAAGCCUAAACUUGCUCGAACAGACUUCACAAUAAAUCAUUAUGCUGGAGAUGUUACGUAUCAAGCAGAUCAAUUCCUUGAUAAAAACAAGGAUUAUGUGGUAGCAGAACACCAAGCUUUACUAAAUGCUUCCAAGUGUUCGUUUGUUUCGAAUCUUUUUCCUCCUUUGCACGAGGAGGCAGUAAAGCAGUCCAAGUUCUCCUCGAUUGGUACUCGUUUCAAGCAACAAUUACAAGCUUUGAUGGAGACCUUGAGUACAACGGAACCUCAUUACAUUAGAUGUGUAAAGCCAAAUACGGUUUUGAAGCCAGGAAUCUUCGAGAAUCUCAACAUCUUAAAUCAAUUGAGAUGCGGGGGCGUUUUAGAGGCUAUCCGGAUAAGUUGUGCGGGCUAUCCCACAAAAAGGACAUUUGAUGAGUUUCUGGACCGUUUUGGAAUGCUUGUGCCUGACCUUUCAGAAGGAUCCCACGAGAAAUCUGCCUGUAUAGCCAUCUGUGACAAGAUGUGCCUAAAGGGGUAUCAGAUUGGGAAAACGAAGAUGUUUCUUAGGGCUGGACAGAUGGCCGAGUUGGAUGCACGGAGAACUGAAGUUUUGACUAAUGCUGCAAGACUCAUCCAGAGGCAAAUCCUGACAUAUUUGACAAGAAAAGACUUCAUUUCUAUGCGAAGGGCUACAAUGUGUAUGCAGAAACAUUGGAGAGGCCAACUUGCGCGCAAGCUGUAUCAACAUAGGCGGAGGGAUGCUGCCUCAAUUUGCAUACAGAAGUAUGCAAGGGCUCACGUCUCAAGAAGAAUUUACAUUCAUUUGCAAGAGUCGGCCAUAGUUAUUCAGAGUGGAUUAAGAGCAAUGGAGGCACGAAAAGAAUAUAGCUAUAUACGAAGAACAAAAGCUGCAAUUCUAGUCCAGACACAAUGGCGAAGAUAUGAAGCUCUUCUCGGUUAUUCACAACUCAAGAAGGCAACUCUUAUUUUUCAAUGUCUCUGGAGAGCAAAAUUAGCUAGAAAGGAGCUUAAAAAGCUAAGGAUGGCUGCCAGAGAAACAGGCGCACUUAAGGAAGCUAAGGACAAGCUUGAGAAGCGUGUAGACGAGUUAACGUGGCGGUUAGAAUUUGAAAAGCACUUGAGGAUUGACUUGGAAGAAACCAAACGCCAAGAAAUUGAGAAGCUACAACAUGCUUUGGACAACAUGCGAAGCCUGCUAGAUGAAGCGCAUGCUGCGGUCAUCCGUGAGAAAGAAGCGGUAAAGUUAGCUAUUGAACAAGCUCCUCCUAUCAUAAAGGAGAUAGCGGUAGUGGAUGAUUCCAAAUUGGAGCAGCAGAGAAAUCACAGUAUGGAAUUGGAGAGUGAACUGGACGAAAUGAGGCAGAGAAUGAAGGAAUUUGAGAGGAAGAAUUCGAAAGUUGAAGCAGAGAACAGAGAAAGGGUAAAAGAAGCUGCUGAAGCUCAGGAGAGAGCAAUGCAACUUCAGGAGACUGUGGAAAGAUUGGAACUGAAUUUGUACAACCUUGAAUCAGAAAAUCGUGUUCUACGGCAGCAAGUAUUGGUUGCACCGAUAGAGGAGAAUUUAUCGGAUGAAGUGCGUGGCUCGAAGACCACGAUUCUCAACUUGGAGUCAGAAAAUGAAAUCCUCCCGAAGAAUGUUGCCAAAACGGAGAAAACAUCUGUCUGCAGAAGGAAAUCAACGGAUGUUAAGAUUCAGGAAAAUGGACAUCUAACAGAUGAAGAUAAUGGAACAAAAGAGUCAGGACAGUUUGUCUCCCUUCUGUCAACACAAAGAUUCUUAACAGAGAGGCAGCAGGAAAACCAUGACAUAUUAAUAAAAAUUCUAUUGGAAGAGAAGCAAUUCGACAAUGACAGAUCAAAAGCUGCGUGUAUUGUGUUCACAUCACUUCUUCAAUGGAGAGCCUUUGAAGCAGAUAAAACAAAUUUAUUUGACAGGAUUAUUCAGGCCAUACGAUCAUCUUUCGAGAGUCAAGAUAGCAUCGACAAUGUUGCAUAUUGGCUCUCAACAACAUCCACUCUUCUCUUUCUUCUACAAAAUGCAAUUAAAGCAAGUAAUUCGCCUUCUAUGGCCUUAAAUCGUACAAGGAACAUUCCUCCCUUGUUAUUUGGUGCCACGCCGCAGGAUUUCCAUUCAUCUACAAUGGGCUUGGGUAUUUCAAGUGGUUACAGUGGAAUGAUGGAUAAACCAUUGGAGCAAUCAAAAAUAGAAGCCAAGUACCCGGCACUACUAUUUAAACAACAGUUGACCGCAUGCGUUGAGAAACUAUAUGGGAUUAUUCGCGAUAGCCUAAAGAAAGAGAUCAGUCAAUUUUUUAACUUGUGCAUACAGCCACCAAGAUCUGCAAGAGGGAGACCAUUUAGAGGGUCAUCAAAAAGAUUGCAAUCUAAUAUAGUUGCUAAGCAGCACACGUCAAAUGCAUGCUGGCAAAGCGUUGUCAAGAAACUAGACGAGUACUUAUCCAUAAUCUCUCACAAUCAUGUACCUUCGAUGAUCUCGAGAAAAAUGUAUAUUCAGGUCUUCUCAUUCAUCAAUGUUCAACUGUUCAAUAGCUUAUUGCUUCGUCGGGAGUGCUGCUCCUUCAGCAACGGGGAAUAUCUGAAUACUGGUCUGCAAGAAUUGGAGGGAUGGUGCCUCAAAGCUCCAGAACAGUCUGCAGCAUUGCUAAUGGAGGAACUUCUACAUAUAAGACAAGCUGUGGGAUUUCUUGUUUGUCAUCAAAAAGCCCAGAAAUCUUUGGAUGCGAUCACUAGUGAACUCUGUCCGAAAUUGAGCAUCCCCCAAAUAUAUCGCAUUGGAACCAUGUUUUGGGACGACAAGUACGGAACGCGAGGUUUGUCGCUAGAUGUCAUAGGCAAAAUGAGAGCUCAGGCGACUGCGGAUUCUAUGAACACCAACAACUCCUUCUUGCUUGAUGUGAACUUGAGCUCGCCAUUCUCAAUGGGAGAAGUGUUGCGGUGCUGUGGCAGCAGCAUAAACAACCCAGGGAACGUGGAUCUUCCGCCGCUUCUCCGUCAGGAUAGAUGGGACUUCCACUUUCUCACACAGCUGCAACCAGAACCAGAAGGUUGAGUCCCUCUCGUAUUUCCUUCCAGAUUUGUGCUUGCAACACCAGUUUGACUUGGCCGAGCCUGAUGAUCUCCUUGUUAGCCUCGGGUAAUCUGCUUUGAUAUUUCCAUUCGCGCCCAUUUCUCGGGGCGUUUCCAUGUUGCUCUCGUCUUGGGUGAAAAAGGACAACUUCUACU
Messenger RNA from Rhodamnia argentea, 4897 nucleotides. RefSeq names its product myosin-12-like. Gene Ontology annotation, molecular function: ATP binding; actin filament binding; microfilament motor activity. The record is from RefSeq and is a predicted model, not a curated record. Gene Ontology annotation, biological process: vesicle transport along actin filament; actin filament organization. Gene Ontology annotation, cellular component: myosin complex; actin cytoskeleton; vesicle. NCBI's taxonomy places the organism in Eukaryota, Viridiplantae, Streptophyta, Magnoliopsida, Myrtales, Myrtaceae.